AUGUCUUCAACUGUUUCUUCCAACGUCAUCGAUUCUUCUUCAGAUGUCUUAGCUCCUACCACACGUCUUCAUAUCUCAACCCUUGCUGUCAGUUCAGCAGCGGCAGGAUCAAUCCUCGAAGUAGUCAUGUCUACUCGCGGAAGCGCUGAACGUGAACCCGUCUCGAUCCCUUUGACUGCUCACCCGGGUGUCAAGGAUGGCAAAGAUCAGUGCAUGAAGUGUGGCGUGUUUGGGCACCGUACAUUUCAAUGCGCUCAAUUCUCAUAUUCAGCCGAACCGAUCCCAGACUGGCGCCGUACAACUAACGGUAAGAUAUACAGUGUAAAGGCCUUACUUGGUAUGCAUCCUUACUGCAAGUGGACUGUAGACAUGGUUUUGGAAGAAUCCUCGAGCCCAUCAGCCACGCCCACCCCUGUCCCUACGAGUGUCGCAUCCAAACCUGAUAAUAGCCCAUCAGCCACACCCACCCCUGUCCCUGCGAGUGUCGCAUCCAAACCUUCAAAUGACGAUUCGACCAAAUUGGAUAUCCAAUCGAUGUUUUUUCAAAUGGGUCGUUCGGCCAGGUCCGAGUACAUUGGUUGUCCAACCCCCACCCCUCCGGCUACCUCGUCUUCACCAUCAUCUCUCCACCAAGCUUUCAAUCCGUUCGUGACCUCAUGGAACGAUUGGUUCAAAUUAUGGAAUGGGAACCCCAACAGGAUCACUGCUGCUGCCGCUGCCAUAAGCGAACGUCUUACAGGUCGGAUCCACAUGACCGUCACCGUCGGGCGGAAUCCUGUCCUAUCGAGGAGUGAUUGA
This is a messenger RNA of Melampsora larici-populina 98AG31, 798 nucleotides long. RefSeq lists its product as uncharacterized. The record is from RefSeq and is a predicted model, not a curated record. The transcript is spliced from 3 exons. NCBI's taxonomy places the organism in Eukaryota, Fungi, Basidiomycota, Pucciniomycetes, Pucciniales, Melampsoraceae. Bases 1 to 798 code for a protein of 265 amino acids.